Aspergillus ochraceoroseus IBT 24754 is the source of this 1554-nucleotide messenger RNA. RefSeq lists its product as uncharacterized. Bases 1 to 1554 code for a protein of 517 amino acids. Lineage: Eukaryota; Fungi; Ascomycota; Eurotiomycetes; Eurotiales; Aspergillaceae. The record is from RefSeq and is a predicted model, not a curated record. The transcript has a single exon.
AUGAAGAUUAACUCGACCUAUCUCCUGGUCACCCUAGGUGCCCUUACCGGUGUCCUUGCGGCACCGGCCCGGGUUGCUGAGCGCGGCGGCAGUCCUGUUGGAUUCCCUGGCGGUCCUGGAGGUGACCACGGCGGUGCUGGAUCUGACCCUUGGGAUCCUGACUAUGAUACUACCACGACUCCUUGUGAGACGGACACUACCACUACCACUACCACUCCAUGCGAGACUUCUACCACCACCACUACUACCACCAGCACUCCAUGUGAGACUCCCACUACUAGCACUACUAGCACUACUAGCAUUACCACCACCACCACUCCCUGCGAGACUACCACCACCACUACUACUGUUGUGGUUCCUCCUCCAUCUACCACUCCCUGCGAGACUACUGCCACGACCACCACUCCAGGUGAAAGUGCUACCACCACUACUACCACUCCAUGCGAGACUGAGACCACCACCACUACUACUGUUGUGGUUCCUCCUCCUUCUACCACUCCAUGCGAGACUACUACCACCACUACUCCAGGUGAAAGUGCUACCACCACUACUACCACUCCAUGCGAGACUGAGACCACCACCACUACUACCACUACUGCGAGUACCACCACCACUACCACCACCAGCACUCCAUGUGAGACUCCCACUACUAGCACUACUAGCACUACUAGCAUUACCACCACCACCACUCCCUGCGAGACUACCACCACCACUACUACUGUUGUGGUUCCUCCUCCUUCUACCACUCCAUGCGAGACUACUACCACCACUACUCCAGGUGAAAGUGCUACCACCACUACUACCACUCCAUGCGAGACUGAGACCACCACCACUACUACUGUUGUGGUUCCUCCUCCAUCUACCACUCCCUGCGAGACUACUACCACCACUACUCCAGGUGAAAGUGCUACCACCACUACUACCACUCCAUGCGAGACUGAGACCACCACCACUACUACUGUUGUGGUUCCUCCUCCAUCUACCACUCCCUGCGAGACUACUGCCACGACCACCACUCCAGGUGAAAGUGCUACCACUACCACCACCACUCCCUGCGAGACUGAGACCACCACCACUACUACUGUUGUGGUUCCUCCUCCAUCUACCACUCCCUGCGAGACUACUGCCACGACCACCACUCCAGGUGAAAGUGCUACCACUACCACCACCACUCCCUGCGAGACUGAGACCACAAUCACGACCACUGCCGUCGUGGUUCCUCCGCCAUCUACCACUCCUUGCGAGACUACUGCCACGACCACCACUCCAGGUGAAAGCGUCACCACCACCACUACUACCCCAUAUGAGACUGAAACCACCACCACCACUGCCGUCGUGGUUCCUCCUCCAUCUACCACUCUCACCACUUCUGUAACCACCACCACCACCACCAUUCCAGUUGCUCCCCCGGCUACCACUUCCGUCCCCACCGGAACCUCGCCUGCAACUACGAGCCCUAGCACACCUGCCUUUACCGGUGCUGCUAGCGUGAACAGUGCCGGAUCUGCUUUCGCGGGAGUGAUGGCUCUGGGUGCUAUUUUCCUGGCUUUCUAA